AUGUCAGGGGGGUUAUUGGGCCUGGAGAGCAGCGAGUUGGGAGAGCCCCAUUCAUCCCACACGAUAUCCAAUCUACCUCGAGUAGGCUCCGAUACUGAGCCAUCACUGGCCUCAUGGAUUAGACAGGUUCCUGCCUUCCUGCGCCCGUGCGCUGAGGCAGAUUUGCAAUUCGGAGAAUUACCAGCGGGCCUAAGAGUGCUCCGCGAAGUGGUCGAAGGCGCUUUCCUCGUUGUUGAGUGUCAGAUCUGCCCGCUUCGCUCAAUGACAGCUGCCCAAAAUGCCUUACUCGUCUGCACACUGCUCAUCUAUAUCGCCCAAGCUUACAAACAGCUUGUAACUUCUAUACAAGAUGAGGAAGAGCGCUGCACUAGAGGAAAUAUCAUGAAAAAGAUGCAGUUGGGGGAAUUCGCAUCAGACCUAGACCUGUGCCCUGAUACUUUGGGUUUCGAAACCACGCCAGGAGAGUGGAAGAGUAUCGCUAUGAAGGCUCUAAAAGCACAGAUCCUGGGCGUUUCAAAUCAAAAGUCCGGAUGUUUUACGCAGUUGCUCAACAAGCUCAAAGAACGCCAGCAGAUGUGGCACAAUGGGCGCUGUUUUGCUUACCGAGAGCCGGAUCAUGAGAAGGUCGGCCGGCCACCUUGUCUCACACUGAUCGGUCAAGCAGAAGACACGAUGGCAGGAUUGAAGCUGGAAUUGUGA
Messenger RNA from Clonostachys solani, 699 nucleotides. Lineage: Eukaryota; Fungi; Ascomycota; Sordariomycetes; Hypocreales; Bionectriaceae. The record is from the annotation of a GenBank genome assembly.